AUGUUCACGCUUGCGACGAUUCUUGGGGUCUUCAAUUGUGGUUUCAACUUCAUUGCUCUUUUAAUAUUUUUUUUCAUCAUUAUUCUUGGUAUUCGGUACCGACGAGAUAUGCGCGACAUUUCACUUGUCCUAACGUACAAUACUUGUUUUGCUGCGCUUCUCACCUGUCUGGCUGUUUCGAUUAUGAACACAUCUAAUCUCUCGAACGGUUUCCUCACGUUCAACUUCGACUUCUGUCGUGUUUGGGGUCUCAUGUACGAUAUGUGCCAGUGCUCCAUCUACCACAGUUUCUACUUGCAAGCGUUCUAUCGUCUCUGUCGAGUUAUAUUCUACAAAAAGAAAUCUCUUCUAUCCUAUUCACUCUUUCUCACACUCGUCUUUGCCCAGUGGACACUAACAAUUCUCAUACUUCUCCCACCGUUCUUCCUCGGAUGGUACACUCCUUUACCAACUGAACAAUAUUGUCUUAUUCCAUACCUAAACUACAAAGCAGAAUUGUACCACAUCUUGGUUCUAUACGUUAUUCCCAUUGUAUGUAUAUCUGCCACUUACAUAUCGAUCACAAGAUAUAUUCGAAGAUCAUCCCGACAACCAACAAUGAUGCUCGCGAUUAACCAGCAACAACGAAACUUGCGUGACCUGACUGUCAUGAGACGGAUCCUGGCACUAAUAUCUGUACUGAUCGCACUUCGAGGUCCGACAAUCAUCUUUAUGGUAUACGCGGUGAUCAGAGGCCAGAUGUAUGAAUAUACAUUUGGUAUUGUGGGUCUAAUCACAGCGCUUUGUAUGAUAUUUAUGGGUUUAAUGCUGAUUCAUAUCACUCCACAGCUGAGAAAGAAUAAACUUGUUUCUAUCGUGUACCGUGACAAUCGCAUUGAAACACAAAUAUCAGCACCAGGUCAAGCAAUACAACCGCCCUAUAAUGCACAACCAUCAAUUACCGCUGGUGAACGUGGCGAGAAAAGCAAAGCUAACUUUGCACCAUUGACAUCAAAAUAUAAGAAAAAUAGUUUUGAGAACUCCGAACAUUUCAGAGAGCGUCGAGUGAUGAUGGAAUCGCAACCUAAUCGUCCACGUCGUAAUGGAUGUCUGAAGUUCUUGGGCGAGUAUCGAGCUUUGCUCGUUAAAAUGCUUAUUCUAACCAAACGCAAACGUGGUCAAACGAUAGCAGAAUUUCUACUUGCUUACGUUUUUGUUGGUCUUUUACUUGGCAUGCGUUAUUUACUCGACCGAAGUUAUUACAGUCCCAUGCAAUUUCCACCAUUUCGUCCGUUUGAUCAAAUGACAAUGAAUAGUACUUUAGCCAAUACGACAUAUUACUAUCCAUCAAAUCUGUGCACACAAACGAUUGUGACGAAUGCGAUCACUAAUCUUGCAGCGAAUGUGCCAGGUUUUCCUAAUAACGUGCAAGUUAUUCCGAAUUCGUCUAUUUCAUCACUAUCGAAUUCGACACUGGGAACCAUAUAUGCAUACAUUUAUUUUACAAAUAUCGAUCCACUUUGUUCGAGUGCGAGUGCCAUGCCUGAUCAAGUGGCUUAUACUCUACGGAUGCAAGAAAAUGGUUUGCGAUACUAUCGUCCGCAGUUGGUCAGACCACCUAUGAAAGACUUCUUGUGGAAACGUGCACCUGAAGAUUAUUGUCAAGAUAAUACAACAACGCUGAAUUAUACGACUCAGUUUUUGGGAAUCCAGUAUUUUGUUGAUCUGUCAAUAAUUCAAUACAUAACAGGCGCCAAUCCGGAUCAGUCAAGCGUCUACCUGAACCAUUUUGGUUGUCCGGCGGUCUAUCUAGACCAACUUCAUGCUGGUUUUAGUUUCUUCGUUCCAUUAUUUUACUCAAUUAUAUAUUUGGUUACGUUUAUUCUCAAUCUCGGUUAUAUCGUCGAGGAACGAGCCAAUAAAACGAAGGAAUACCUUCGGAUAUUUGGUCUUCGCACUUGGGUGAAUAAUCUGGUAUGGAUCACCCGAUCCAUGAGCAUCUAUUUUGUAUUAACUGGUGUUGCGACUGGUUUGAGCAUGAUCGUCUUUGGUAGUACGGGUACUCGGGCGACUAGUGUAACGCGAGCUGUGUUCAAUUUUACACAUUGGACACUAUUAUGGACAAUUCUAUUCGUAUAUUCGAUCGAAGUUUCGACUUUCGCAGUCUUUUUCGGCCAACUUUUCAAAAGAGCGCUUUUGGCAAAACUACUGGGUGUUGUACUUUGGAUCAUUACCUUCAUCGAUUUUUAUGGCACUGCACCUGCUGCUGUUCGCUAUAUUCUUUGUUUAUUUCCGAACGCUGGCCUUCUGUUUUGUAUCCAAGUACUUCAACAAUUCGAACGUCGCAGUAGUGGAAUGGCCACCUUCGAACAUCUCUACGUGAAUAUAUUUGAUUAUCCAUUGUAUAUUGGCGUGUGUUUACUUUUGAUGUUAAUCUAUUCCGUGAUUUACAUGUUUCUUGCUGUCUAUGUCGAACGAUUGAACCCCGGCGAAUUUGGCGUUUCUCAACCAUGGAAUUAUUGGUUAAAAAAAUCCUACUGGACGUCAUCGUCAAGUGUUCGACCGACCGACGCUAUGAAUAACAUGGAUCCGAUAGAUAAUCAUGCAGUAAACGGAAAUCAUUGGAUUGAAAUGAAUCAGGUUGAGAAAAAGAAAAGUCCAGCUAUGACAAUUGAUCAUUUGAAUAAGAAAUUUGGAAAAUUUCAAGCUGUUUCGAAUCUGACUUUGGAAUUCUUCGCAGGAGAAGUUUGUACAUUGUUAGGACAUAAUGGUGCUGGAAAAACAACAACAACAUUUAUUCUUGUUGGAAUGUUGGAGCCGACGUCGGGUCGUGUAACGAUUCAAGGAUUCGAUAAUCAAUCUCAGAUAGAAGAAGUUCGACAUCAUCUUGGCUUUUGUCCACAAUAUGAUAUUCUUUACAAUGAAUUAUCAGUUGAGGAACAUUUGGAAUUAAUUGCUAAGAUGCGUCAUAUGGAUAAAGAAGUAAUGAAAGAAUCUAUUGAAACUAUUCUUCAAUUAAUUGGCUUGACAAAUGAUCGUGGUACACUUUCAAAAGAUCUCUCUGGCGGUAUGAAACGUCGACUAUCGAUCGGAAUUUCACUCAUUAAUGAUCCAAAAGUUAUUAUUCUCGAUGAGCCAACAAGUGGAAUUGACCCGUACAAUCGUCGACUCAUUUGGACCAUCAUCAGAAAAUUGAAAUUAACUGGCAAAUGUGUUUUAUUAACCACGCAUUUUCUCGAAGAAGCUGAUGUUCUAUCAGAUCGAAUUGCGAUCAUGAGUCGUGGUCGACUUCAAGCCAAUGGUACACCAGAUUUUCUCAAACAACAAACAGAAUUUGAGUAUCGACUGUUAAUGGACAAACAAGAUAGCUGUUCAAGUGAACGUAUAACACAAUUCCUCCGAGAAUACGUCGCUAACGUUGUACUGGAACGUGAAUCAGCUGCCGAACUCGUUUAUGGAAUCAAGCGUGGCGAAUCGAAACAAAUCGAACGCUUAAUAACAGGACUUGAGCAACAAAAACAAACUAUUGGAAUCAAUUCGUACGGAUUAUCUAUGACAACUAUUGAAGAUGUGUUUCUCCGAUUAGUUCUCGAAGAAGAAGAACAAGAACAUGGUAUAGUCAAAACAACGUUAGACGAUCAAGUCUUUCGUAAACAAUACGAACGCGUUAGCGGUUUCGGUCUAUUCUGUACCCGUGCCCGAGCACUACUAGUCAAACGUUGGCAUGUAUCUCGUCGGCAAGUUAGUUUACUCUUAGGCUUCUUUCUACUCCCUCUCCUGAUCGAAAUUCUCACUGUUGCUGCCGUGCCAACACCACAAGAAAUUCAAUCCACACUAAUGAGCAAUGAACGUAUUCCCGAUGCUCAAGUGACACUCGAACCAUCGAUCUACAAUCCUCAAACGAUCGUUGCAUAUGCAAAUAAUGAUAAUAAUCUCGUUCGCACACGUUUGAUCAACUAUCUCACAAGUACAGGUGCAUCCGUCGAUGAAAUCACUACGGAUACUGUGCUUAGUUAUGUUAGAAAUCGAUAUUACCAGUCGGAAGAUAUAUUUAUCAAUAAAUAUCAAACAAGUUAUGCUGCAUAUAACAACGGAUCAUCGGGAUCACCAAUAUUACGGAUGAAUUCUUACUUUUCAACAGUCAGUUAUCACACAAUGGCUGUAAGUUUAGGUGUUGCUGCAACGAAUCUCUUUCAAUUCUAUGCUAAUUCGACAAAUAAAAGUAUUAUUACUACCAAUCAGCCGAUCAUUACACCAACAAGAGGCGCAUCCUAUAUUGCCGAAGUUCUUUCCGUUCUCUACUGCUUCGAAGCAUUUCCAAUUUCAUUAUUUAGUUUUCUAAAUGCAAUUGUAGCCACUAUAUUCAUCGGUGUUCUUCUCCUACAACUAGUCACUGAACGUUUGAAUAAUUCCAAAGAUCUUCAGCUGUUAACUAAUUUAACUAAGCGAACAUAUUGGCUUUCGAAUUGGCUCUUCGAUUUUUGUAUAUGUCUGAUACUGAUUGCAUUAUUAACUGUGAUUGUUGAGAUCGGUGCUCAAGCUAAUCCAAAAAGUGAUGCUGAAGUUCGUGUUUUUCGACAAUCAGCGGCGAUGGGCAUGUUUUUCUUCAUGUGGUUUAUGUACGUUCUCGCAUCUUUACCAUUCGUUUACGUUUUUUCGUUUAUUCCCAAAACGUCCAUUAUGGCUUUCACAAAUUUCUUCAUUAUCAAUGUGAUCGUGUGUGUCGUUGACGCAGUAGCGAGUUCAGUUGCAGUGUUUACUAAAAAUGACAAUCCGGCGGCAGGUCCAACGAGAACAGUAACAGUUAUAACAAACAUUCGGUGGAUUUUUGCGGUUUUAUUACCAUCGAUCAAUUUGAAACACGCAAUUUCCAAUAUUCUUCUACAUUCCAAUAAUGAUUGUAUAGCCGUAUCAAAUGCGAUGGUAGGCACAACGUUAGCGAUCAAUGAACCGUGGCUAUCGAGACAGAGACCUGGUGUUGGUUCCGAAUUUAUUAUAUUUAUCGUUCAAAUAUUGUUUUGGUGGAUUAUAUUGAUGAUAGUAGAAAAUCGUCUACGGAUACGACAAGCUUGGCAACGCUGUUGCUGUUCAGAUGAACCAUAUUCAUCGGAUGAUUGGAAUGACUCGCAUUUGGAUGAGGAUGUUCGACGAGAACGGCAAUUACUUCAACAGGAGAAUGAAACAACAAAAGCGUCGGUUAUUCUUGUUCGUGAUCUAGUCAAACGAUUUCAGAAGAAACGAGGAAAAUCAAAAAAUAAACAAGAUUAUUUCGCGGUGAAUCAUGUCAAUUUUCAUGUGAAACAACGUGCCUGCUUUGGUCUGUUAGGAGCGAACGGAGCAGGAAAAACAACGACAUUUCGAAUGUUGGUCAAUGAUAUUAAACCCUCAUCGGGAAAGAUUAUUAUUAAUGGAAAAAAUAUCAAUGAAAUGCAACGAGAUUUGGAAAUUGGAUUCUGCCCACAAUUUGAUUGGCUUGUGUACGAUCUGAGUGUCUUCGAAACAUUAGUGCUAUUCGCUCGAUUGAAAGGCGUCAAAGGUUCAGAAAUCCAUGAAAUGUGCAAGAAUAUGAUGACGAUAUUCGGUCUUGAAAUGUACGAAAACCGAUUAGUGCAAAAGCUUAGUGGUGGGAAUAAACGAAAAGUCAGUGCUGCUCUAGCGUUCAUGGCUAAUCCAGCAUUAGUGUUUUUGGAUGAACCAACAACAGGCUUGGAUGCAGCUGCUAAACGAAAAUUGUGGAAAGUGAUUCGGGCUGCUCGUGAUGUUGGUUUGACUAUUAUCAUGACAAGCCAUAGUAUGGAAGAAUGUGAAGCACUAUGUACCAAAAUUGGUAUUAUGAAAACUGGUCAAUUCAUGUGCUUAGGUACUCUACAACAUUUACGAUAUCGUUUUGGCAACGGUUACGCUAUACAAGUCAAAGUUGCCGGUGAUGAUAUUGAGAAAGUAAAGCAAGACUUAUCGGCAAAUAUUCCCGGUAUUGAAUAUCACGAACAACAUAACGAAGUACUCUUUUGUCACAUACCGUUUUCGUCUACAACUUCAAACGGUACGAGUUCUACUCGAUCAUCAUUCAACUUGGGCCGAGUAUUUGAACUUUUAAAUUCUCGGAAAGAACAAAAGAUGAUCGAAUCGUAUUCGGUCACUCAGACAACAUUAGAGCAGAUCUUUGUACAAUUAGCUGGUGAGGAUGAAGACGCAGAGUCAUCGGAUCACCCAGUACAGAACCAAGAAGAUAACUUUCAACCAUUGACAACCCGAUUGUAA
Molecule: messenger RNA, 6240 nt
Organism: Adineta ricciae
Lineage: Eukaryota; Metazoa; Rotifera; Eurotatoria; Adinetida; Adinetidae
Source: the annotation of a GenBank genome assembly